This is a messenger RNA of Octodon degus (degu), 3870 nucleotides long. It is a transcript of the gene Arhgap20, whose product is annotated as Rho GTPase activating protein 20. The record is from RefSeq and is a predicted model, not a curated record. The transcript has 15 exons. The coding region runs from base 231 to 3701 and encodes 1156 amino acids. Lineage: Eukaryota; Metazoa; Chordata; Mammalia; Rodentia; Octodontidae. Gene Ontology annotation, molecular function: GTPase activator activity. Gene Ontology annotation, biological process: regulation of Rho protein signal transduction; signal transduction.
CGCCCGCCCGCACCCGGAGCUCGGCUCCCAGCUCGAGUGCGUCCUCGCCCCUCCGGCCGUCCGCCCGCGGACAUGACCGCGUAGCCGCCUCCUGAGCUGGGACUUACUUGAAGAUUUUCUUCAUGGAAGCGAUGUCCCCCCAGCAAGAGACCCUCGGGGGGCAGCCGCCGCGCUCCUCUUCCCUGACGGGGGUGUCUCGGCUCGCGGGAGGCCCGGGCACCAAGUAGAAAAUGAAAACACUAGCAGAAAGGAGGAGGAGUGCUCCAUCUCUUAUUUUGGAUAAAGCCCUCCAAAAACAGCCUAGUACUAGGGAAAGUCCUUCUGCUGGUGUUGACUCUUGUGUGUUUCUGUCAUCGUUUAUGUGCUCUAGCCGCACCCUGCUGAUUGACGGCCGGGUAGAGCUCAAAAGGGGCCUGCAGAGGCAGGAGCGGCACCUCUUCCUAUUCAGUGACCUGCUUGUUGUAGUGAAAAUCAAAUACAACAAUAAUUUUAAGAUAAAAAAUAAAAUAAAAUUAACUGAUAUGUGGACAGCCAGCUGUGUGGAUGAAGUGGGAGAAGUCAACACCAAUGCUAUGAAAUCGUUUGUCUUGGGCUGGCCCACAGUGAACUUUGUGGCCACAUUCAGUUCUCCAGAACAAAAGGACAAAUGGCUCUUUCUCCUUCAGAGAUACAUCAAUCUAGAGAAAGAAAAGGACUACCCGAAGAGCAUUCCCCUCAAAAUCUUCGCCAAGGACAUUGGGAAUUGUGCCUAUUCUAAAACUAUAACCGUAAUGAAUUCAGAUACAGCAAGCGAAGUUAUCAACAUGUCAUUACGAAUGCUAGGAAUAACUGGUUCUGAGAGAGAUUACCAGUUAUGGGUCAAUUCUGGAAAAGAAGCAGCACCAUAUCCACUCAUUGGGCAUGAAUUUCCCUAUGGAAUUAAAAUGAACCAUCUUCGAGACACUGCACUUCUAACACAGGGGUCUAAGGAUGCUGCCACCCUUUCCAGCCUUCAGGAGCCCUUCCUCAUGGAACCACUACCCCGAGAGAUGCAGUGCCAGUUCAUUCUGAAGCCCAGCCGCCUGGCGGCCACCCAGCACCUCAGUGAUUCAGGUCAGAAGACAGUUAGGAGGAGGAGAUCUAUCAUAAACUGGGCCUUUUGGCGGGGUUCCAGCACUCACCUGGACAACUUGCCUGUGUCACCAACAUCUCCUGUACCAGGACAACUCUUUGGAGUGUCAUUGCAAGAUAUUUGUGAAAAUGACAAUCUACCCAAGUCUGUCUUGGAUAUGCUUUUCUUUCUUAAUCAGAAAGGCCCCCUUACAAGGGGCAUCUUCAGGCAGUCGGCCAAUGUGAAGUCCUGCAGAGAGCUAAAAGAGAAACUGAAUUCUGGAGUCGAAGUACACCUCGACUGUGAAUCGGUUUUUGUGAUAGCGUCUGUCUUAAAGGACUUUCUACGAAAUAUUCCAGGAAGUAUUUUUUUGUCAGAUAUCUAUGAUCACUGGGUCUGUGUAAUGGAUCAAGGAAAUGAUGAAGAGAAAAUAAAUACAAUUCAAAGACUAUUGGACCAGCUUCCAAGAGCCAAUUUUCUUCUCCUACGAUAUCUGUUUGGGGUACUAUACAACAUUGAGAAAAAUUCCUCCACCAAUCAGAUGAAUGCAUUUAAUUUGGCGGUAUGUGUCACUCCAAGCCUCAUUUGGCCUCCUUCUCCCUCCAGCCCAGAACUAGAACAUGAAUUUACAAAGAAGGUUUCCCUGCUUAUACAAUUUCUGAUUGAAAAUUGCUGUAGGAUAUUUGGACAUGAAAUCACUUCCCUCUUUGGAGAGGUUUCAGUGAGAUGUAACACUAGAGAGAAUUCCUCAGACACCUCUUGUGUCCAACUGAAUGAUUCCUCCUAUGACAGCUUGGAAAAUGAGCUAAAUGAGGACGUCGAUGCUCCCUGUAGUGACUUGGUAAAGAAACUUGGCCAGGGCAGCAGAAGCAUGGACUCUGUCUUAACCCUCAGUGACUAUGACAUUGACCAGCCUGAGGUGGAAGGACUUUUAACCCUGAGUGAUUUUGACUUAGACCACUCGAAAGAUCAAGACAUUCAAAUGAAACGACCUCCUGGGUCCAAGCAGGUAAAUGUGCUAGUAAUGAACCGAAAUGCCUCAUUGGCGGAGCAUGCUGGGGCCUCGUCCACCACAUGUACACCCAGCUACCUGUCCACAGCUGCAGCAGACGCUCCAAAAAGCCUGCGGCGACACAGACGCUGCUCAGAGCCCAGCAUUGACCACCAGGAUUCUAAGGUUUCUUAUCUCAAGGAGUUUCACCAGAAAAAGCUCCGUAAGUCCAGCUGUGAUGCAAUCCUCUCUCAGAAAGAUGAAGAUGACCUGAAACAAAAUCAGCACCCCCGAGAAGAAGGUAAGACAUGUUUAGAACAGAGUUUAGUCAGAGAUACUGAUCCCAGCAGGAAAAACACCACUAAUAAAAACAUUAAGAAGAAAAGCCUAUCAGGUAAUGAAGGAAAUCCUGUGAAACUUUUCCCUAAGUCCAAACCAGUGGCCAUUUCUGUGGCAUCUUGCGGUCAUCUGGCCCCCCAGGAUCAUUCCAGGGACCAACAUGUUGACGCACAUACAACUGGAUUCUCCCCACCGCUCACAGCAGAUACACUCAAGAGUUCAAGGACACAUCGGCGCUGCUCAGAGCCCAACAUAGAUGACCAGAACUGCAAACUGAUCUAUCUCAGGGGGAUUUAUUCAAAGAAGCAACAUAAAAUCAGCUGUGAAGCUGGUCUCUUGCAGGGAGAGGAGGAUUAUCUCAAACGGCAUAAGUCUUUACAAAUGGAGGGGCAAAAACUUAUUAAUCAGAGUCUGGUCAUGGGGAUUGAGGUGGGCAGAAGCUGUGCCACCAGCCCAGGCACUGAGAAGGUUUUACCCCCAAGACUGGACCUGUGUCCAAGCACGAGUUCAUCCAGCCUAUCUUCCCCAGGCACUUCCCCAUCCGGCUCAUCAGUGAGCUCACAGGAUAGCGCCUUUUCUCAGAUCUCGGAACACUCUGUGUUUACACCCACAGAAACUUCUUCUCCAAUAGAUUGCACUUUUCAGGCUCAGAAAAAGCAGGAAAACCCUUCUUCUGAUGUUAGUACUUCCAGCCUCAUUUCUAAAAUGCCUGGCCCUUCCAUUGGGCAGGCCAGUAGCCAUCUGGCAUAUACAAAAAAAGACACAGUAGAAUGGCACUCACAAAUGCAUUCUGUGACUCUUCAUCCCAGCACAUGGUUGAAAAACAGUGUGGCCAGUUUGAAAAAUUGGUCCCUCAAGAAAAAAGCAAAAGUAACCAGACCAGAGGAAAGGAGAAUAAAUUCCCUAAAAGGACUUUCGGAGUCACCUCCAUGUGCUGCUGAUGUUCUAGAAACUGAUUCACGGCAGGAGAUUCAGAAAGACCUACCCUUGAGGGCAGCUGAAGGACCAGGCGCCAUGCAGACAGCCCAGCCACAUAGCUCUAGUUCCUGUCAGGCCUCAGAGAAACACUGUAGUGCUCCCUUCAGCCCGGUGGACAGCAGACUCAAGUUUUGCAUGAAGUCCUACAAGGGAGAAGAGACUGAAGGGCAGUGCUGCUCUGGUCCUUCGCCUUGGGAAGAAGCUGCCUCCAGCUCUGGGACUGUAUAUGAGGUGGCCAGCCCAGCUGCAGGGCCCACAAUGGUGUCUGAUGGUGGGGAUGAACAUUUAACCAAAGACAGUUAACCACAGUAAGAAUCUACUGUCUGCAACAAUAGGAACCAGCCUGAUAACACAAAAUAAUUAUGACCCCUUUUAAAAUAAGAUACUUAGGAGAGGUAGCCUGAGAAUAUCUUGCUAAUCGUUAGGACAGAAACAUUUUCUUUACCAAGACUACUUGAUACUUUAGGUUAAA